CGUCCUCAGAGCUGGUAACACUGCAAAAAAAACGAAGCCGCGCUGAAUACUUUUGCCAACAAUAAACGCAGAAAACCAACUGAGAAGCGAAACAAGAAGACUAUCAACAUCAUUUAACAAGCCAUAGUUAUAAUCCGCUAUGGCUCUUGUGAAACCGAAAUCGGAGCUGACCCCGGAGGAGCUGGCGCGGCAGGAGGAGGAGGAGUUUAACACCGGCCCGCUGUCCGUGCUCACGCAGUCCGUGAAGAACAACACCCAGGUGCUCAUCAACUGCCGCAACAACAAGAAGCUGCUGGGCAGGGUAAAGGCCUUCGAUCGGCACUGCAACAUGGUACUGGAAAACGUGAAGGAGAUGUGGACGGAGCUGCCGCGGACCGGUAAGGGCAAGAAGAAGGUGAAGCCCGUGAACAAGGAUCGGUUCAUAUCGAAGAUGUUCCUGCGAGGCGAUUCUGUCAUCCUGGUCCUAAGGAAUCCCCUGGCCACGGCGGCCGGCAAGUAGUCUACCAUAGCGAUAGCGUACAGCAACCAAUAUCCAUCAACUUCAGUUAAUAAAUCCGUAAAUCAACCAAAUAAGUUCUGUGGACCAAAAUGUGCCAUUAAUUAAAAGUGUGAGCUAUAAUUUACGACGGAAAAUAUCCCAUCCCAGUAACAUAUCCCAUUAUAAAUUUGUAUAACGAAAGUACAAUCCGUAAUCGCAAUUUCUUAUAUUUUGAUUAACAUCUUUUAAUCGAUUUUUCCUAAAGUAUCUGUUUAAGAUUAAAACGGAAUCAAUUCUCCG
This is a messenger RNA of Drosophila melanogaster (fruit fly), 778 nucleotides long. It is a transcript of the gene SmD2, whose product is annotated as small ribonucleoprotein particle protein SmD2. Lineage: Eukaryota; Metazoa; Arthropoda; Insecta; Diptera; Drosophilidae. Gene Ontology annotation, biological process: RNA splicing; mRNA splicing, via spliceosome. Gene Ontology annotation, cellular component: U11/U12 snRNP; U12-type spliceosomal complex; nucleus. Bases 140 to 499 code for a protein of 119 amino acids. The transcript has 2 exons. The record is from RefSeq and is marked reviewed. Gene Ontology annotation, molecular function: RNA binding.